Brassica rapa (field mustard) is the source of this 2466-nucleotide messenger RNA. RefSeq names its product NDR1/HIN1-like protein 6. Gene Ontology annotation, cellular component: plasma membrane. The record is from RefSeq and is a predicted model, not a curated record. Gene Ontology annotation, biological process: defense response to other organism. Lineage: Eukaryota; Viridiplantae; Streptophyta; Magnoliopsida; Brassicales; Brassicaceae.
UUUCAGUAUUGAUCCUGAAUAAUUCAUCUAAGACAAUAACAAAAUGUCAGAUUUUAUAGAAUCAUAGACCUUCGGAAAAAAUCAAAUGGUCUUCGAAUGUCAGCAUGUGUGAUCUUAGUAAAAUUAAGGUUGUCAAAAAUUAACAAAACUAAUUAAGUUAAUUCCUGUCAGAUACAGUAUGGAUAUCUGCUGAUAUGAGCGGUAAUAAUUAAACCGGUGGUAUGUAAAACGUAAACUUAAUGGAACAAACGGGGAAAAUAUGCUGAAAAUUUUGGCUAACCUAAACCUUGAACUAUGUGUUAUGUUUGAUUAUUUAUAAAUUUUAUUGAAGAUCUAUGAGUUCUGAUACCUCCUAAGUGAAGAUGAAACAACACUAUAUAACUAAGAAUCACAUUGGAGUGAGGUUAAUGUAUAUGUUAGCCAGAAGCUGUGCAUAGAACAAGUGUACAAGAGGAUAGAACAAGUGUACAAAAAGUUUAAGGCCCAUUGAUAUUUAGAAGAAAAACUACAUAUAAGGCCCAAACAUUUUAUUUCUUACUAUGCCCAGAAACUCAAGUCUUAUGCUAGUCCUAAAGCCCACUCGAUGGAAGGGUAAGAUAAUGGAUGGACAUUAAGUGUAUAUUAAGUAAGUAUAUGCUAAUCUUGGGAAUUGAGAACUCGAAAUUAAGGAUUAACAUCAUUGAAAUCAUAGCAGCAUUACCGAUGAGGCAGUGAAGUAAGUACUUAUUGACUUGGGAUUUACUCUCUCUGAACAAAAUGACUUAUUCUAAUUAUAUCAACCUUCGGAUCCAUAAUCUAGUAUUUAUUACAAUAUCUGCACUCAUUUAAUUUUACCUUUUUUUAAACCUGCACUAACUUUAAAUUCAAACUCAUUCAAUUGCGUGCACUCCUUUUUUAUAAGAAAAAAAGUGAACUGCUACCACUAACCUGUCGGUGGAUUACUAUUUUACAAUUUUUCUUUAAUUUUAAAAUUUUAUUACACUAUAAUGUUACUCUUCUACCCAUCAUUCCUCAUUUAAUUAUUUUCUCAAUAAUAUAUCAUAACAAUUAUUCAUAUUUUACUGGAAACUUCUUUAUUGAAAAACUGUAUUUACUUUGGGGCAACUUUUUAUGGAAUAAUACAUUAUUAAUUAUUUCUUACCGCCCAAUAAAGAUUUCACAGACUUGGCAUGGAAGUCAUGAACAUUCACAACAACCUAAGAAAAAAAAACUGAAAACCAAAAAGCAAUAAAAAAAAAGAAUUCUAUAAUUAAUGAAUAUCACAUUUAAAGCUAUUAAGAUUCCAUAAAAAACACUGUGUUGUCCCUCUCUCUACCUUGUCUGCUGCUCAGAUCUGUCUAGGGAGAGAAAGAAUCUGAGAAGAAGAAGAAGAUGACUGACCGAGUCUUCCCAGCUUCCAAGCCACCAACCGCCACUAACGGAGUUCCACCAGCACCUCCUCCGGCUCCCACUGCCGUUAACGGUAACGGAACAGCAAACGGCACAGCUAACCAAAAGCCUCAAGUCUACAUUCCGGCUAACCGGCCAGUUUACCGUCCGCAGCCUUACAGCCGCCGCCACCACCACCAAUCACGGCCAAGCUGCCGGCGAGUUUGCUGCUGCUGCUGUUUCUGGUCGAUACUCAUCUUCCUCCUCCUCGCUCUCAUGGCCGCGAUCGCCGCCACCGCCGUGUACGUGAUCUACCGCCCCCGUCCUCCGUCGUUCUCCGUCCCGUCGCUUCGUAUCAGCCGCGUUAACCUCACCACCGCGUCGGACACCUCCGUCUCCCACCUCUCUUCCUUCUUCAACUUCACUCUCCUCUCGGAGAAUCCCAACGGCCACCUCACCUUCUCCUACGAGCCCUUCGCCGUCACCGUCAAGUCCGCGAAGUCCGGCGAGACGGUCGCGAACGGGACGGUUCCGGCGUUCUUUAGCGAUAACAAGAACAAGACGACGUUUCGGGGCGUGAUCGCGACGUCCGCGCCGGCGCGUGAGCUGGAUCCGGAAGAAGCUCGGCGUUUGAAGUCGGAUCUGGCGCGUGCGCGCGUGGGGUUUGAGAUUGAGAUGAGGGCGAAGGUGAAACUGCGAAUGGGGAAGGUGAAGAGUGAAGGAGUGGAGAUCAGAGUGACGUGUCAAGGGUUCGAAGGGACAGUACCUAAAGGUAAAACUCCGACCGUAGCAACCUCGAAGAGGACUAAGUGUAAGUCUGAUCUUAGCGUCAAGGUCUGGAAAUGGAGUUUUUAAAUUUUCACAAUUGGAUAUUUUUAUUUUUGGUUUCUUCUGGAUUUUGUAUUACUUUUGGAUAUAUCCAAAAGGAGAUUUGUUUCUCAGUUUUUAGUUACGAAUUUGCAGAGAAGAGUCAGUGAGAAUUCACAGCUUCUAAACCUUUCUUGGAUGUUUUUGUUUUGGGAGUUUCUUAUUUAAAAUUAUAAAUGUAAUAUAAGGAAUUUGAGUACUAAAAACCUGGAGAUGGCAGUGAUUGCAUUA